GGACCUGCAGUCUAUGAAGACGGGCUCGCAGUUGGAGGAAGGGAAAGAACACCCUAGCGCAGUGGACUCACAGAGAGUUCCACCUGGAGUGUCUAUGCACGAGAGUUCAGGAACUGAGGAGGAGCUGCCAGCGUCAGAUGUUGCAAGUCCGGACGCACAAGGAUGCAGUUUGGCACAGCGACGCCUCAAGGGGAUGAAGGGAGAUGCAGCCGGUGCUAUGGGUACAGCCUUGGGCUGGUUGGGGCUGUCUGAGCUAGCCUUGGAAUAUCCCUACGAGGAUCUUGCAAGUGCGACCAAUGGAUUUCAUGCGGACAAUCGCCUCGGUGCUGGUGGUGUUGGUGCGGUCUACAAGGGCAAGUUGCGUGGUGCCACCGAAGUAGCAAUCAAGGUGUUGGCUGACAUGGGAGGAGUUGAGGGCUUCGAAGAUGAGGUUCGAGUCCUCAGUCGCUUUCGGCAUCCUCAUUUGGUCACUUUGAUGGGCUUCGGGCAGAGGGAAGGAGAAAAGUAUUUGGUGUAUGAGCUUAUGCCGGGAGGUGACGUCGAAGCCAAGCUGAGACAAAGCCGAGCAUGGCUGGAGCAGCACAGGCAAAGCGGUGUCCCACAAGGAUUGCAGGACCCUUCGGAGGCGCCGUUUCCAUGGCAGCAGCGUUUGCAAGUUGCUUUGGGUG
This is a messenger RNA of Durusdinium trenchii, 668 nucleotides long. The record is from the annotation of a GenBank genome assembly. Lineage: Eukaryota; Dinophyceae; Suessiales; Symbiodiniaceae.